AUGCCAUUGUUUGAACAGGGCUUUGAGUUCCGUCGGGACUUGGAACAACUUGUACAUGAAAGUCCCUUUCUCUCUUCAUCUCGUCAUCGGCAACGUCGAUAUUAUCGUCCUGGUGUCUUGUCUCUCUCAUCUUCAUUGAAACUACCUGCUGACAUUCACUCUCAACAACGCAAGAAGAAGAAACUCGCAAAGACGUUACGAGCAUUACGUGAAGAUUAUGGAGUUUCUAUGGUACAGAGUAAAGAGGCAUUAGCGUAUACAAAUUCAUUAGACGAUGCAUUAAGUUUCUUAGCAUUGCAAUAUACAAGUGAUGAACUACCGAUGACGUUACGGGCUCAGCCGACGCGACUAUGGAACACUCAAGAUACAGCAAAAGAACAUGGAGAGCUUGUUGCUGAAGUGAAUAGUAUGGUCAAGGAGAGAGAAGAGAUUGAGGAGAUGUAUAAAGUGAAAGGUGUGGAAAAGAAGAAGAAGAAGGAGGGAGAAGAAGAGAGACAAGGACAAGGACAGGGGGUGGAAGGAAAAGAGAAGAGGAUGGAAGCAUUGUCAUGGACGCAGCAAUACGUACUGAACAUGGAAGUACGAGAAGAAACAAUGGAACAAACAGAAGACGAGGUGACGUUGGAGACGCAGGAGGUGCAAGAGCUGGAGAAACAAUAUCAUGAGCUUGUGACGGCGUUGAAUCGUCUGAAGGAACGGAAGAGUAAAAAAAAAAUCAAGAGUGGUGACAAGCAGAAAACGCGUACACUGCAUGAUCAAUUGCAGGAGACACGACGACAACUAUUGGCUCGUGGACGGAUAGAUCCGUUGCAAACAAUGACGAAAACGAAGAAGAAAGAUAUAAAGAAGGAAACGAUCGAGAAGGAAUUGGCGAUCGAAGAGGAGAGAGAUGACUCAGUUCUAGAAACGAUGGAAUUACUUGCUCUGUCGAAUCUUGCGAUAGAAGAUGCUGAUAGUGAGUUGUUGGCGUUAGCGCUUGGUUCGACAAAGGAUGGAGAAGAAGAGGCCACGAAGAAGGAGAUUUUUGUGAAGCAGCAGAACAAGGAAGUGGAGAAGCAUCAUAAUGUAGUUGCUCUAAAGCAAGAUAACGAGGAUGACGAUGACAGUGGCUUGUUUGGGCUCUUAGAGAAGGCUGAGUCUACUGUAGUAAGUGCUGAGGAGAUCAAGAAAAGCGCAGCAGUCGACAAGGCGGCAAUUAUUGCUGCUCAGGUAGCGGCUGACCUUGUAGCGUCAAAGGGUAAGAAGGGCAAAGGAAGCAAGAAUAAGAAAGGUCGCAAUUUGCUGAAGGUCCAAGCAGCGGCAGCUCAAGCUGCUCAGGCUCAAGCUGUGACGGCGGUCCCCUGGACUGGAAAGUCACCACGCGAUCAUUUGGAGAAUCGAUGUCGUGCGAAUGGGUUGCAGAAACCACAGUACAAGAAGUUACCCCGUCCACCAGGCGGGGGACACUUGUAUUCGGUGAUUUUAGGCAACAAAGUCGGUGGCAAACGAGAAAUUACCGUGAAGGAUGCUCAUCAUGCAGCUCAGGGAUUUGAUUCCAUUUCAGAUGCAAAGGAUGCCGUAUCUACUAGUGCAUUGUUUGAUCUAGUGCCGGAUCUGCCAUUAUAUCGAGUGCUGCCUCCAUUAUACCGCGAUAUGUGGCAGCAGUGGACCAAGGAGCUUCAAGAUAGUGAGGCGGCAGCGGCAGCCGCUGAUCGAGAUGAACAAGAUGAACUACUAAACGAGAUUUAUAAUAGUCUUCCUCAGGAGAUUGCUGAAAAGCUAGCAGACGUAGAGAUGACUGAGCCAGCUUCAAAGCAUCCAUCUUUGGGUGUAAAAAAGCAUGGUGGAGAUACGGACAGCACAUUGAAAGACUGGCGUGUUGACGACUGGGACGCCGACUUAUCUGAUGAGGAAAAUACAAAUGCAAACGAGUCUACAAGUGAUGAUGUUGCCGCGUUUGCAGAUAUCGAAGAAGAAAGCGAAAGUGAUCGAAGAACCGCAUUAAUGCUGUCUUGCCAACUGCGAGCGCAGUUGCAGAAACAAAUGCACUCAAGCGCGUACCUAUCAAAGCUAAAGCAACGCGAGUCUUUGCCUAUUGCAUCGUUCAAAACACAAAUUAUCGAAAUGCUUUUGGACCAUGACGUGAUCCUAAUAUCCGGCGAAACUGGUUGUGGUAAAAGUACCCAGGUGCCGCAAUUUUUGCUCGAAGACCUACUAUUUUCAGAACAAGGUGGCGCUCGUGGUCAAAUUGUUUGUACCCAACCUCGCCGACUUGCUGCUAUUAGUCUAGCAGAACGAGUCUCUGAUGAGCUGGGUGAGUCCAAUAUGGGUACGGGUGACUCGCUUACAGGUUUUCAAAUCCGUCUUGAGACACGCAUGACUUGUCGCACACGUCUACUCUUUUGCACCACUGGUAUUUUGCUACGUAAGUUGCAAGACCCACGCACGUUAGGCAAGGAGGUAAGUCACGUGAUUGUAGACGAAGUGCACGAACGCGAUCUCCAGAGUGAUGUGCUUCUGGUCAUGCUGCGUCAGUUCCUAACAGAAGGUAAUGCAGCAAGACGCCGACAGUUUGGUGGCACGUUGCCAUCACUCAAGGUGAUUCUCAUGAGUGCCACGCUCAACGCUGCAAGCUUCCAGGCGUACUUUAACGGAGUCACGGUGUGCCCGAUGAUUGUUGUACCUGGUCGAACAUUUCCCGUGGAGCAGUUCUAUCUCGAAGAUGUGCUUGAAAAGACCCAGUUUGUUGUCGAUGAGGAGUCUCCCGCUUACGUACCAGUCGAUGAAGGCAGCUUUGACAGAAAGUCGACACAAGUUACUAUUUCAGGUCGUGGGGGUACAUCCCACACACAGCAGGUCUCAUGGACCACUACUUCCUCCUCCAAGAUGAAAGCGAAUGAGACAGAAACAAUGCUAGCUGAAAAGUAUAGUAAGUCAACGCUGCUUGCCUUAGAGCGUAUCGAUCCUUCAGUUGUCAAUUACGAGCUCAUCCAAGCACUUUUGGAGCAUAUCACAACGGAAACAGACCUGCUGUCAUUGUCGGAAAAAGAUGACCGACGCAAGGGAAAAAGUGCGUCGGUGCUUGUAUUUCUUCCAGGUCUUCAAGAAAUCACAACAUUACUGGGUAUGCUCGAAGGCAGCCGCCUACUACGCAAUGAUCAGUAUGGUCGCAAGUUUGAGUUUCUACCGCUUCACUCAUCACUUUCAGCACAGGAUCAGCAACUCAUAUUUCGACAGCAACCAGGUGUUGUUCGGGUAAUUGCAGCAACUAACAUUGCAGAAACAUCUUUAACAAUUGAUGACGUGAAGGUUGUCAUCGAUACUGGACGCGUCAAGCAAAUGAGCCAUGAUGCGCAGCGCCGUACGAAUAUGCUUCAGGAGAUUUGGGUUGCACGGGCUAAUGCAAAGCAGCGUGCUGGUCGUGCGGGUCGCACGAGUGGCGGCACGUGUUUUCGUCUCUUUCCGCAGUCGGUCUUUCAUACUGUCAUGCUUGAGCAACCGGUGCCCGAGAUCCGACGUGCGCCAUUAACAUCACUCUGUUUACAAAUAAAGACAUUUGGCGUAGGAGACAAGGAUCAGAAAGACGGUUGCGGCAAAUUUCUUCGGGCAUGCUUAGACCCACCUGACGACGUCAGUAUUUGUGAUGCAUUGGAGGAGCUUUUCGAGAUUGGUGCACUAAACCGCGAGAACGAAGAACUUACAAAAUUGGGUGCACACUUGGCUAAACUUCCUGUCGAUGUAAAGGUGGGCAAACUGCUCCUUCUUGGAGCGCUUUUUGGUGUGUUCGAUGCUGCAAGUACCUGUGCCGCUGUGCUCGAGACGAAAUCACCUUUUGUGGCUCCGUUUGGCCGUCAAACUGAAAUGAAGCAAGCUCGUCAGAAAUUUGCGGUUGGUGCAAGUGAUUUGCUUACCGAUAUUAACGCUUUUGACGCCUGGCGCUACGUUGUUCAGCAUUGCAAAACUGGUGGAGUGUCCGAGAAGAGCUUUUGUCACGACAAUUUCCUAAGCCAACGAACGUUGCGUGAGCUGAGCAAGCUCAAACGUCAGUUUCGAGGGCUUGUGGCGCAACUUGGUUUCUUACCAUUACCUGGUUCCGCAGAAGAGAAGCGAAUGACCAUCGAGCAAUUGGCGACAAUAUCCGCUAUCCUCUAUGCUGGUCUAGCUCCAAAUCUGGUCCAUGUCGAGCCGCCCAUGGCGUAUGGUCCAAAACGUGCAGUGUUACGCGAACGUGACCAUUCCAUUGUAAUAGUGCAUCCCGGCUCAAUCAACUACAAUGUGGCUACCUUCGGUGCAAGCAACUUUCUCACAUAUGCAGUGAAGCUGCACACGUCGCAGGUGUAUCUUCCAGCCUCCAGUCUUGUGCUACCCUUGGCCGUGUGUCUCUUUAGCCAUGAAUUAGAGCUAUUACCACAAUUGCGACGAAAGGACAAGGAUGGCCAUGAAACAAUUGGUCUACGUGUGAACGACUGGAUUGUAUUGUACACGUCCUUUCGGUCAUCACUUUUACUGCAGGAACUACGUCAUGCCGUGAUCAAUAGCAUUGCUACAAGUCUUCAAACACCACCGUAUCACCAUGGAAAUGACAGUAUUGAGGCCAAGAAGAGCGAAGGGAAGUCACUUGUCAAUGCAUUGCGCAUGCUUUUUCUCGCUGAAUACGACGAACGGGACCCGAAGAAACACCUUUCGGGUAAAUUAUGUGCUCCUAGUCACCACAAGUAG
Messenger RNA from Peronospora belbahrii, 4698 nucleotides. NCBI's taxonomy places the organism in Eukaryota, Oomycota, Peronosporomycetes, Peronosporales, Peronosporaceae. The record is from the annotation of a GenBank genome assembly.